Messenger RNA from Carassius gibelio (silver crucian carp), 2063 nucleotides. RefSeq names its product heterogeneous nuclear ribonucleoprotein U-like protein 1. Bases 618 to 1451 code for a protein of 277 amino acids. The record is from RefSeq and is a predicted model, not a curated record. The transcript has 6 exons. NCBI's taxonomy places the organism in Eukaryota, Metazoa, Chordata, Actinopteri, Cypriniformes, Cyprinidae.
UGGGAUUGCGUCGCCAGCGAAACUAUUCUGGGCGCUGGGACAUCCUUAUUCAGCGGGCCACUCAGUGCCUGAACCAAAUGAUCCAGAUUGCUUCCCACAAGAGACGGAACUACAUCUUGGAUCAGGUACUGCAAACACAUUCCUAUGAUUCCCAGUGAAGACAACUGUGAAUGACCACUGCCGUUUUUCUUCUAAUUUGCUAUUUAUUUAUCUUUCAGGAGGCUACAAUAUGAUUGAGUAGAAGAAGCAGCUUUUGAUCGAAUGUUGUAUAUUGCAGUGUCAGAAAAGUUAUUAAUGUCAAACAUAUUAGCAUUUGCAUUAUCUUGCAUUUCCGAUUACAUUGAAAUUUUCUGUGAGCCUCUCUGAUAAUGAACUGGUAGUCCAAGAUUGUAAUAAGAUGUUGAGAGACAAGUAAUCUCAGCCCGGUGAGUAAGAAAGCACAUUUUGUUGCUGUACUAAUUCUAAAAGAAAUAGAUUUGGUUUUAAGUAGACUUCCAUUAUCCUGUGGGUUGUUGUUGUGGGCUUCUUGGCUUUUCAGGGCAUAGCUGGAUUGUAAUGUAGGUAGAGUUGCAUGUCUCAAACUAUGGAGUCUAUGAGUGUUCUCAGGUAACUGAUGUAUGUCUGUCUAUAGAUCUGAAGCACCACAAAGAGUCAAGACAAAUGUAUAUGGAUCAGCCCAGAGACGGAAAAUGCGUCCUUUUGAAGGGUUUCAGCGCAAGGCUAUAGUAAUUUGUCCCACGGACGAGGAUUUAAAAGAGCGAAUGUUUAAGCAAACCCAUGAGGAAGGGAAGGAUGUGCCUGAUCAUGCUGUUUUAGAAAUGAAAGCCAACUUUGUGCUGCCAGAGGUCGGAGACUUUCUCGAUGAAGUGACCUUUAUUGAGCUGCAAAGAGAAGAGGCUAUUAAGCUAAUCAAGUGGUACAAUGAGGAGGGCCAGAAGGCUGGUCCUCCACCUGAGAAACGCUUUGAUAACAGAGGACAACGUAGACACGAAAGCGGCUUCCAGCUGUACGACAACCACAGAGGGUCAAGAACAGGCCCUGGAGGAAGCUACAGAGGAGGUUAUAAUCAGAACCAGUGGCGAGGGAAUCACAGAGACGGGCGAGAUGGAUCAAGCAGCAGCCAUCAGUCUGGAGGAAGCUACAAUAGCAACCGCUAUAGCUCCUAUAACAAAGAGGGAUAUAACCAAAGCUAUAAUCAGGGUUACAAUCCUGGUUUCCACCAGGGCAACUAUAACCAAGGCUAUAACUACAACCGUUACCCAGAUUAUGGGCAAGGUGACCAUUACAAUCGAGGAUCUGGAGAAUCAUAUAACCAGCAGAACUACAAUCAGCAGUAUCAACAGCAGUGGCAGCAGUAUUAUCAGAAUCAGAACCAGUGGAACCAGUACGACGGUCAAUAUGGGAAUUACUCUGGACAGCAGGGAAGCCAGAGCUCACACGGCUCACAGUAAACAGGAAGUACGCUCUGACAUCACCUCCACUAUCACAGACACCAUGUUAAAGCUUCUGUACUUAAAAUACCUUCUUCCACUUUAACUACCAUAAUUUCUUUUAUUUUCUCUUUCAUACAUCUUGUUAAACCAUUUGCAUAUUUUUCCAAGAGAUGGUAAGCUGACUGUUGUCGAUGAUUGUCAUUGAACUAAAUGACUCAGUGUAAACUUCCCUGAUUCAAUUAUACUAGUUAGUGCAACCAAACCCCUGCGUUUGAAAUAAGAGCAGAGAGAUGAAUGAUUUCUAGAAUACUUAAAAGAUAUUAUUAUUGCGAGGAACUUCUAGUUGCAGUACCACAAACAGCCUGCAGGCGUAGAAACCGCGAAACUCAGCUCUGAUUGUUUUGCUAAAAUUCCAAUUCAUUUGGAUUGUAGAUGCUUGUUGAAUCAACUAUUUUUAGUCUUAAUUUAACCCAUUAAGACGUGACAGUGAAAAGCAUGUAUUUUGUUUAAAUUGUAGUUGUUCAGUGUUUAAUAUAUACUCAUUGCCAGCACAACCACACAAGAUAAGAAGAUGAAGACUGUUAAAAAGUUGCAUCCGUCUUGAUAAUAAAAAAUGUCUGCCAUUUUUAA